GUGCAUUCUGGCUGUACUUUUUCCAAGACAGAUUUGUGUAUUCUUCUGGCAGUCCAUGGUAUAUUACUAACACACUCUAAAUUCCCGCUAUGUGUUUGAAUCUAUCUCUGGACUUUUCAUUCUUUUCAUUGAUCUGCCUGCUCAUCAUUAGCCUGUCUAUUCAUCAUUCUAGCUUUUUAAAAAAAUGUGCUUUAGUCUCUGAAAGGGGAAGUUCACCCUCAUUGUAAAUUUCCUGGUUUAUAUUUCUGUAUUAAUUUUAAAAUUAACUUUUCCUUUUUUAAAAAAGCCUCUUCUUAUUGGAUUGGAGUUAGAUUUAAUGAUUUAUAUAGGGAUUAACAUCUUUAUGAUAUUGAGUCGUCCUGUUCAAGAAUGGCAUGUCUUUCCAUUUGUACAGGUGUUUUUGAUCUUUUCCCAUAGCUUUUUUAAGCUUUGUUUCAUACAGUGAUUGUAUAUUUUUUCUUAAGAUUGAGGAAGAGUCUGGAAACCAUGUUUUCUAAGUAGCGUUUGAUGAAUUAGAGUGGCUUUCUCUGGAAAAAGUGGACUCAGAGAGGAUUGUGCAAUCUUCAUAUUUUUGAGGGGUUGUCCUUGUGGAAAAAUGAUUAGGCUUAUUUUAUGACUUUUCAGAAGACAAAAAUAGGACCAGUUUCUUUUAAAAAAUCCAGCAAAAAAUUUGAGUAUCUGAUGUAUACCAAAUUCUCUGUUUUGCAUGAAACAUAUAGACAGGAGUAAGUACAGUGACUGCUCUCAAGGAACUCAUAGUCAAAACAAAAGUAUCCUGAUUUUUAAAGUAGUAUACUAAAUGCCAUGAAGGAAAUGUGUGUGGGUGCUGUUGGACCACAGAAGAGCGCUUGACGUGGCCUGGGUGGGAGUAGGCACCAGAUGAAUGGCAAGGAGGACUUCUCAGAGGAAGUGACACUGAAACAUUAUGUCUCAGGCUACUCAGAGUUUCUAGCUUGAGGAAUGAGCAGAAGUGAUACCAUUCAUUAAGAAAUGGAACAUAGAAGGAAAGGCAUAUUUAAUGGGAUGAUGAGUUGGGUGAGGGUGCAGUAAAGAAAUCAGUUUUGGCUGCAUUCAGUUUGCAUUUUGUAUAGAAUUUUAUUCUGAUUCAGUAAACGUUAAAUUUUUGUGGUGGUUUAUGAAAAGCGCUUUCCUAAAUUUGUAGGUUUAAAUCCAUUUUCACUGUUUACGGGGAGGUUGUUAGUUGCUGUGGAGUCUGCUCCAUCUCAUGGUGACCCCAUCCAUGUACAGCAGAAGGAAACAUUGGAGCGUUAUGUUUUCCUAAUGGAUAACAAUGUUGGUCACUUAGAGAGUGUCGAGGAAAAUGAAGACUGAAAAUCUCCAUUGACUAUGAUGCCAUUGCCUUUGGCAAGAGCGAUUUUAGUGGAGCAGUCAGGAUGAAAACCAGUGUUCGGUGACCUGGAGUGUGUAUAACCCAAAACCACACGUGUUGCCAUAAAGUCAAUAGGUCAGGCUUUUAAGAUUCCCAAGGCUGUAAAUUUUUACCAAAGCAGACUGCCACAUCUUUCUCCCGCAGAGAGGCUGGUGGGUUCGAACUGCCAACCUUAUUUGGUUGGCAGCUGAGAGCUUAACCACUGUGCCACCUGGGCUCCCAUGGAGUGUGUAUAGGAGAUGACAAAGUUUCUGAUCCUUAAACCCAAAACCCAUUGUCGUCAAGUUGAUUCUGACUCUCAGCGACCUUGUAGGACGAGUAGAACGGCCCUUUAGGGUUUCCAAGGAGUGGCUGGUAGAUUUGAACUGCUGAGCUCUUUUGGUUAGCAGCCGAGCUCUUAACCACUGCGCCACCAGGGCUCUGUCUGGUCCUUAAUAGGUACUUAAUUCAUAUUUGUGGGAUCAAUGAGAAAGUGAAGGUAGUAAUCAGAGUCCUUAUUUUUUUAGAAGCUUGCCUGUAAGGAGGAGAAAGCAUGGCUAGGUAAUGGGAGAAGUAGAAUUAUACCAGACUAUUUUUAAAGAUUUUUUUUUUUUUAAUAGAUUGUAGAGACACAAGUCUGUUGAUAUGUUAAAGGGAUGCACCUAAUGGAGAGAAGACGUUGAAGAUUCAGAAGAGAGUAUAAAUAGGUCUUUGAUAGAGCCAUGGUCCCCGAGGAGGUCAACUUUGUAGUGUGCCAACUCUUUGCCUUGCUAGCAGCCAUUUGGUUUCGAAUUUAUCUGCGUUCAAGCAAAACUAGCUCUUUUAUAAGACAUGUAGUUGCUACCCUUUUGGGCCUUUAUCUUGCACUUUUUUGCUUUGGAUGGUAUGCCUUACAUUUUCUUGUACAAAGUGGAAUUUCCUACUGUAUCAUGAUCAUAAUAGGAGUGGAAAACAUGCACAAAUAUUGUUUUGUGUUUGCUUUGGGAUACCUCACAGUGUGCCAAAUUACUAGAGUCUAUAUCUUUGAUUAUGGACAAUAUUCUGCUGAUUUUUCAGGCCCAAUGAUGAUAAUUACGCAGAAGAUCACUAGUUUGGCUUAUGAAAUUCAUGACGGAAUGUUUCGAAAGGAUGAAGAACUAACUCCGUCUCAGAGAGGCUUAGCUGUAAGGCGCAUGCCAAGCCUAUUGGAGUAUUUAAGUUACAACUGUAACUUCAUGGGUAUCCUGGCAGGACCACUCUGUUCUUACAAAGACUACAUUACUUUCAUUGAAGGCAGAUCAUACCACAUGACACAAUCAGGUGAAGACGGAAAAGAAGAGAUACAGUAUGAAAAAACAGAGCCAUCUCCAAAUAUCGCAGUUACUCAGAAACUCCUAGUCUGUGGACUUUCCUUACUAUUUCAUCUGACUGUCUCUAAAACAUUACCCGUGCAGUAUAACAUUGAUGAGCAUUUUCAAGCUACAGCUUCAUGGCCAACAAAGGUUAUCUAUCUGUACGUCUCUCUUUUGGCUGCCAGACCCAAAUACUAUUUUGCGUGGACGUUAGCUGAUGCCAUUAAUAAUGCUGCAGGCUUUGGUUUCAGAGGAUAUGACAAAAAUGGAGCAGCUCGUUGGGACUUAAUUUCCAAUUUGAGAAUUCAGCAAAUAGAGAUGUCAACAAGUUUCAAGAUGUUUCUUGAUAAUUGGAAUAUUCAGACAGCUCUUUGGCUCAAAAGGGUGUGUUAUGAACGAGCCUCCUUCAGUCCAACUAUCCAGACGUUCUUUCUCUCUGCCAUUUGGCAUGGAGUAUACCCAGGAUAUUAUCUAACGUUUCUAACAGGGGUGUUAAUGACAUUGGCAGCACGAGCUAUGAGAAGUAACAUUAGACAUUAUUUCAUGGAACCUCCCCAACUUAAAUUAUUUUAUGAUGUUAUAACAUGGAUAGUAACACAAAUAGCAAUAAGUUACACAGUUGUGCCAUUUGUACUUCUUUCUAUAAAACCAUCAUUCAUGUUUUACAGCUCCUGGUAUUAUUGUCUUCACAUUGCUGGUAUCUUAGUAUUAUUGUUGUUGCCAGUGAAAAAAACUCAAAGAGGAAGGAAUACACAUGAAAAGAUUCAGCUCUCACGAUCCAAAAAGUUUGAUGAACAAGAAAAUUCUUUGGGACAGAAUAGUUUUUCCACAACAAACAAUGUUUGCAAUCAGAAUCAAGAAAUAGCCUCUAGACAUUCAUCACUAAAGCAAUGAUGGAGAAAACGCCCAGACGGCCAUUUUUUUAUGACUGUGAUGACUUGGGUCGCCGGAAGCAGAAGGGUAAGAUCACAUGCCAGGUGGUAGAGCUGGCCUGACAGCAGGGCCUCAGCCCUCAAUUGUAAAUCCCGGCUGUGAGAGAAAAGAGUAGGCAGGGCCUUUUGACUUCACCUUUAUUUGACAAGUCUUUCAUGGAAUUUAUUUUCUUUUGCCUUAAUUUUUUUUUUUAAUGAAAUGCAAGCUGUCCAUCUCUGGUGAAUCUUUCGGUUUAGAUUUUUGUUAUUAAUAAAUUUUCAAAUGUAGUUAAAGACAGAACAACAAUCUGGCUUAAACUGUAGUGUUUCAUUUAAAGAAGGAAGGAAAAAGGAAAUAAACUUGGAGCUUUUGAGGUCCUAAUCAGCAAAAAAGUCAAUUUAUCCUUUUAAAACCUUACAGAUCUCCUACUCAUUGUUUGUAAGAAAUGUUUUUAAUUUUUCUAAAGAUAAACAUUUUCCAUCUGAUGAGGUUAGCCCUGUCCUGUUACCUCCCAGGAAAGAUAGUUACAUACAUUUUCUCUCUUUUCCCAUGUACUGAAAUGAAGCUAGCUGCCUAACAUGAGAGGAUAGAAAAGAACGUUCCUGGAAAGAAUCUGCCCCCAAAAAGGUCUCUUCAGUUUUAUGAAUGCUGCGGAGAAUCUGAUCACUAUUAAGAGAAAGUAAAGAAAUUGAACGUUUAGACGAGGGGCCUAGGCGUGUCAUAAAUGAAAACAAGAAAGUUUGAUAGAGACUUUUGUUUUUCUUGUACAGCCUAUUUAGCCACUUAUAAAUAAUCAGCUUUUAUUUCUAUUAUCUGAAUAUAUUUUCUCAGCCUGUGAAACUAAAUUGGUUAUCUAUUUCUUGCUCAAUUAAUAUAAUGAUACCACUACCAUCCAGAAAGAUGUUUGGUCAGUUUUUCAAUUACUUUAAAUAUAAAAAAAUCCAAACCCUUUGCCGUCGAGUCGAUUCUGACUCGUAGCAACCUUAUAGGACAGAUUAGAACUGCCCCAUAGGGUUUCCAGGGAGCUACUGGUAGAUUCGAACUGCCAACCUUUUGGUUAGCAGACGAACUCUUAACCAUUACACCACCAGGGCUCCACUUCAAAUAUAAUACAUUACAUAUUCAGUUUGAUUUUUCAUCCCCCGAAUCAGCUAUUAUAUUUUUAUGAAAUGGUUUUGGGUAGCUUUCCUCUGAUUUUGAAGAAAUCACAAGUAUCCAGUCUAGAAGAAAAAUAAUCAUUCUAAUUCUCAGCUUGAUUUUUCUCCUCAAGAAGAAAUUUUUUGUGCUCUAUAAAGUGAAUAUAUCUACUUGGAGUGUUGCAAAGAUUACUUUUUUGCUUCUAUUUAUAGUAAAAGACUUUAAAACUGGUACAUCUGGCUGCUGUUAGUGUAAAGGGAUUCAUUGUAAUUUGCGCUUGUUUUUAAUCAACAGACUGGGAUUUAGUGCAUAUUUGGAUUAUUUCCCCCUCUUCAGUUGUCAUGAAAGCACUCCAGAGAUCUCCAAUCAACAUCGUAUUUAUACUUUUGGUAAAUUAUAUACUACUCAGGGAAAAAUGAAUAAAAAUAAUUAUUCUUCCCUCAAUUUCAUUUUCUUGAAACAACAACAGUUAAUUUGAAAUAUCUCAGUUGUCACCAUUUUACAAGUGGCUUAUUCUCAGUUUUUAAAAUCAGCAUUUUUAUUGGAACUCAGGGUAAUUGAGGAAAUUUAUUUAGCAUCUAAAAUGUCCGUUGUAAUAGAAAAGGUUUAUUUGGCUACAAAACAUAUCCAGCUACCACUUACGUUACCACCGUCUGGUUAAAAAGUAUGUUACUGAUUCCCUCGCUAUGUGUGACACUCACAGAAUUUCCACAGACGCCAGUUUUGAGAAAAUUUUACAGUAAAGACAAUGUUUCUAAAAAGUGAAGGUAACUCACAUUUAAGCAUUAAUUGACCUGGGAGGACACCUAGAUCAUUCUGACUGUGAUUCAUGAGCCGUAUGAUUUGGACAAGUCACUUAUCCUUUAGACCUCAGGUUCCUAAACACAGCUGAAAGGGUUAGUUCUAACAGUUUAAGACCAGUUGAGUAUCAUGAGUGGAAGCAUCUAGCAAGUUCUUUAAGAUUCAUGGAUGUAGGCAGAUUCAAAAUCAAACAGUUGUCAUGGUCAUUUACGUUUAUUGCUUUAGCUCAAAGCCAUGAUUUCAAAAGGUUGUCAUGGCAACAGACCAUCCAUUAUGUCAGAAACCAUUUCCACUGAAUAUCGUCCUUCAUACGAAUCUUUCCUAAUGAAAUAGUCUCUACGAAAGAUAACAUUUUCCUUUUGCUUUCUCUGCUUCUGUUUGUGCCAUGUAAAAUUGGAGAAAAUAUAUGCUAUUAAAUAUUUUAUAUAAAUUACUUUACUAGACAGUUGUCCACCAGGUAACUUCUCAGAAAGUAUUUCAUUAAAAGAUAUUUAAAGUAUAUUUAAUUUAGUUACACCUUAAUUUAAACUACAAAGAACAAUUGUUUUAAAAAUGUUGCCAUUAAUAUAAUUACAAAAUUUAUGCUUGUAUUCAAAGACUAUAUCACACUGUCAGGACAAAAAUCUUUCUAUUUAAUAUUCAUACCUUGUAAAUAUUUAAUUUGUAUAUUCAUGAACAGAUCUGGACAUUUAUACUUUGUUUCCUUUUUACUAUCAAUUGUUCAUAAUUAUUAGUUAAUUGGUUUUAAGAGUUCUGCAUUAUAAUUGAAAGAAAAAAUUACUUGAGAAGAACGAUUGUUUCAGAAUGUUGCCUGUUGUUGCUGUGUCAGCUACGGAUUUGUCCAGAGCUUUAGAUACAAAUCAGCAUUUUGUGGGGUUUUAGUCAGCCAUUAAUAGUCCAUCCUGGCUGAAAUUCAAUACAUCAGAUUUAACACAGGUGCAGAAUUCUGAAGAACACUGUGAAAUGUAACUUUAACUGCCCUCAAGUACCUUAUAAAACUGUAAUACUUAACCCACUGUACAUUUAUUGAAUAGCUAAUCGUUUAUACACUUACCUUAGAUGCUGAAAUUUCUGCUUUUUACAGCUCUUGCAAAAGUAGGUUUGUAUUGAUGUGUGUUCCUAAUGCUGAAGGAAAAGAUAUGCAUUUAAAAAAAAGAAGAAAUUCCACUCUGAAAUUUGGAUUUGAAAGGUUAGAGUAUAGAGGGUCUCUACAGUGUUUUUCUGUAACACCAUGUAGUAAAAAUCUAUUUAUAAUAACUACAGAUGAAAAUUUAAAGUGAACUUUUCCAUGUUGGUAUUUUGUAGGAAUGCUCUUAUAAUCACUGAUUACGCUGCUUUUCGAGGCUCUUGUUGUACAGAGGAUGCAGCCAAUUACAUUUUAACAGGUGGGCUGCUUAAUAAUGUUUUUGCGUGUUUUAAAUAAUAUUUAUUUUAAUAGGUUUUUAACAUUAUG
Trichechus manatus latirostris (Florida manatee) is the source of this 7003-nucleotide messenger RNA. RefSeq names its product membrane bound O-acyltransferase domain containing 2 (gene MBOAT2). Gene Ontology annotation, biological process: lipid modification. Bases 2092 to 3594 code for a protein of 500 amino acids. Lineage: Eukaryota; Metazoa; Chordata; Mammalia; Sirenia; Trichechidae. Gene Ontology annotation, cellular component: membrane. The record is from RefSeq and is a predicted model, not a curated record. Gene Ontology annotation, molecular function: acyltransferase activity. The transcript has 14 exons.